This is a messenger RNA of Sorghum bicolor (sorghum), 2643 nucleotides long. Its product is annotated as uridine-cytidine kinase C. Gene Ontology annotation, molecular function: kinase activity; ATP binding. The transcript is spliced from 12 exons. The record is from RefSeq and is a predicted model, not a curated record. The coding region runs from base 283 to 2196 and encodes 637 amino acids. NCBI's taxonomy places the organism in Eukaryota, Viridiplantae, Streptophyta, Magnoliopsida, Poales, Poaceae. Gene Ontology annotation, cellular component: cytoplasm.
UUUCGGGACGUUGCAAACCUCGACACCACCGCCUCCCGCCGCGCCUCCCCUCCUCGCGCGGCCGCCGCGGCUCUCCUCUUUUGCUCGGCCGCCGCGAGCCACCACCGGCGUCUCUCGCCCGGUCGGUCCUCUGAGUCUCGGCUACCUGCUCCCUCCGCCGAAUCCUCGGGCCGCUGCUGUCGCCACCGCGGAAUCCUGCUGCACUGGCCGCAGCCGGGGAACGCGGCCUGUUGCGGGAGCCAGCGCUGCCUCCUCCUCGGUGCGUCGUCACGGAGGACUACAAUGGAUCAACAUGAUUCCAUGGCUGACUCACCAAGGAGGCUUCAUAAUCUUCUGCGAGACAAGGUCCAGUUGGUGAAAAGGAAGGACUCAAAUCGCUAUGAGAUUGUCCGCUUCCGUGAUCCAUUGUCUUUUGAGAAAGGCUUCUUUGUUGUGAUCCGUGCCUGCCAGCUUUUGGCGCAGCACAAUGGCGGGAUAAUAUUUGUUGGUGUUGCUGGCCCCUCUGGUGCUGGGAAGACGGUGUUUACUGAGAAGGUGGUCAAUUUCAUGCCCGAUGUUGCUGUUAUAUCAAUGGACAACUAUAAUGACGCAACUCGCAUAGUUGAUGGCAAUUUUGAUGAUCCACGUCUAACAGACUAUGACACACUGCUGGAAAAUAUUCAUGGUCUGAAGGAAGGACGAUCAGUUCAAGUUCCAAUAUAUGAUUUCAAGUCGAGCUGCCGGAUUGGUUAUAGAACAGUUGAUGUCCCUAGCUCCCGAAUUGUUAUCAUUGAAGGUAUUUAUGCACUGAGUGAGAAGUUACGGCCUGUGAUGGACUUGCGUGUUUCUGUCACUGGUGGUGUUCAUUUUGACCUAGUGAAGAGGGUUUUAAGGGAUAUACAACGAGCUGGCCAGGAGCCUGAAGAAAUAAUUCAUCAGAUCUCUGAAACAGUUUAUCCAAUGUACAAGGCUUUCAUCGAACCAGAUUUGGAGACUGCACAUAUUAAAAUCGUCAACAAGUUCAACCCAUUCUCAGGGUUCCAAAAUCCUAUGUACAUUCUAAAGUCACCAAGAUCUCUAUUACCUGAGAAAAUCAAGUCCGUACUUGGUGAUGAUCAUAUGGAAAGCAACGAAGAAACUUAUGAUAUAUAUCUACUUCCACCUGGUGAAGACCCAGAAGCAUGCCAAUCUUAUUUGAGAAUGCGGAAUAGGGAAGGAAAAUAUAAUCUAAUGUUUGAGGAAUGGGUGACCGACAAUUCAUUUAUCAUAUCACCAAGGAUCACUUUUGAAGUUGGUGUACGUCUUCUUGGUGGUUUGAUGGCAUUGGGAUAUACUAUAGCAGCUAUACUGAAGAGAAGCAGUCGUGUUUUUUCUGAUGGCAAGGCAACUGUUAAAAUUGAUUGGCUGGAACAACUCAACCGACACUAUAUACAAGUGCAAGGAAGAGAUCGGCUUUAUGUUAAAUUUGUAGCGGAUCAGUUAGGUUUGGAUGGUUCUUAUAUACCGCGCACAUAUAUUGAACAAAUUCAGCUGGAGAAAUUGAUUAAUGAUGUUAUGGCAUUACCAGAAGAUUUGAAGACAAAGCUCAGCAUUGAUGAUGAGCUGGUCUCAAGUCCAAAGGAAGCCUUUUCCCGUGUUUCUGCUGAUCGGAGAAACAAACUUAUGAAAAGUGGCCUAUCUCAAUCAUAUUCAACGCAUAGAGACAAACGUGUUGUGAAAUUGAGUCAACUGACAGAGAGGAGGUUUGGUGGAGGGCAAGCCCUUGAACCUCCUGCUAUUGACCAGGGUGGUAUCAUCCAGCUUUCUGAACAGAUAUCAACAUUGAAUGAAAGGAUGGAUGAAUUUACCUCUCGAGUUGAAGAACUCAAUUCAAAAUUUUCAGUGAAGAAACAUUUGCCCAGUCAGCAGAACUUAGCUCUUCCAAAUGAUGCUUGUAGUGGUUCCACACCUACAAAUCUCUUUGUCUCUCAGUUAGGCAAUGGUACUUUGAUACCUCAUUCUUCAUCGUCAAACCAACUUUCAAAGGAUUCCCCAAUGAUAGAAGAGGUUAUGAACAUAUCAAGAGGUCAGCGCCAGGUCAUACAUCAGCUCGACAAUCUGACCAACCUGCUUCAUGAGCAUUUGGUCUUAACACGCCAAGCAAAUUCAUGCCCACUUAUUUGCCUGACUGUUGCCAGUAUUGGGUACUUCAUGUUUAAAGGUCUCAACCGGAGCUGACCAAAGAGAGUCGACUCAAACAUGUGCUCUGAGGCUCACCAUCUAGUCUAGUUUUGGUGAAACUGGAGGGCCAGUUGUCACAACUGAUCUGCAACUGCAAUAUCCCCGAAUCCAGACUUUCAUACUGAUGUUCUCUCUUCUACAAGAUAAAAGGAAGACAGUUCUCAAACUUAAUACAUCAGGAAGACCAUAUCUAUCAACUUACAAAGUAGUAAUAAUACAGAUAAACUCAUAUACCAGCACAAAGCAACAAGGCCUUUUGUGUUUUAGGGAAUUACUUCCAAAAGUAGAAAAUGGUGUACCAGGAGCAACUUGUGUAACGGGUACUGGCAGUCCCCAAUACAAUAAUUUUUUUGGAGAUGAUAGUAAAUAAUGUCUGGAGAAACCAUGAGAGAUCGACAAGUUUUACAGAAUGUCACUAUUUGUCUCGUGAUUUCUGAGUGCAAA